Spirometra erinaceieuropaei is the source of this 567-nucleotide messenger RNA. NCBI's taxonomy places the organism in Eukaryota, Metazoa, Platyhelminthes, Cestoda, Diphyllobothriidea, Diphyllobothriidae. The record is from the annotation of a GenBank genome assembly.
AUGCAGAAAUUCGACUAUAACGAACGAUUCACUCAGACGGUGCGUCAACUCCACGAUGGCAUGAUGGCGCGAGUCACGGACAAUGGAGUUGUCUCAGAGACAUUCGCAGUGACAAACGGCGUGAAGCAGGACUGCGUCUUCACGACUACGCUCUUCAGUCUCAUGUUCUCUGUCAUGCUGAUAGACGCCUACCGUGGCAAACGCCCUGGGAUCCGCAUCGCCUCCAGGACGGACGGCCAACUCAACAGCCGGCUGGUACACUUCCAGUCACGUGUAUCCACACCUACCGUUCAUGAACUUCUAUUCGCCGACGACUGCGUCCUCAAUACCGCCUCGGAAGGGGGCAUGCAAAAGAGCAUGGACCUCUUCGCCGGAGCCUGCAACAACUUCGGACUGGUGAUCAACAAGGAGAAGACGAUCAUCAGGCAUCAACCGCCACCCGACGCUGCCUACGUCGCACCGCAAAUCAACGUGAACGGCGCCCAACUGCAAGUCGUGGACAGCUUCACCUACCUGGGCAGCACCCUCCGCCGCACCACCAAAGUCGACGAUGAGGUGGCCCGCUAG